Diospyros lotus (date-plum) is the source of this 2397-nucleotide messenger RNA. RefSeq names its product O-fucosyltransferase 16. NCBI's taxonomy places the organism in Eukaryota, Viridiplantae, Streptophyta, Magnoliopsida, Ericales, Ebenaceae. The transcript is spliced from 9 exons. Bases 240 to 1922 code for a protein of 560 amino acids. The record is from RefSeq and is a predicted model, not a curated record.
ACGAGGAUGGCCUUGGCCCCUGUUAUAGGCGAAUUGGAUUUGUUUGUUUGUUGUGGGGAAAGCCGAAUUCGAGGACGGCUGUGUUAUCGUGGCUUCCGAAGGAGAGAGGCAGAGGCAGAGCCCACGCUCUCGCUGCUCUUCUUCUUCUUCUUCUUCUUCUUUAUACAUAUACACUCACAUUAUUACAGACAUUACUGCACUCUCCAUCUUGAUUAAUUUCUGCCUUUAACGAGUCCUCCAUGAAGAAGAAGAAACGAGAUGCCGGCAAUCGUGCCUUGCUGGGGAUGCAAAUCCUCCAGGGGGCAUUCUUCCGCCCCCUCCACCGUCUCUUCCCGCUGCUUUCCGCCGUCGGUGCCUGCCUUCUCUUUGUGUUCGCCGCUCUCUCGUUCCUGUCUCCGCCGCUCUCUCAUCCCCGCCGCCACCAUAUCUCGUCAAGUGCCGGAGGGAGCUUAGGCGGUGAUGCCUGGAGUUCGAAGCAAUCGAAGUUCUUCUACGGUUGCAGUAAUGCCAGCAAUAAUUUUCAAACUGCAGAAGCUAAAACGCAUCCUAAUCGGUACUUGUUGAUUGCAACCAGUGGGGGCUUGAAUCAACAAAGGACUGGGAUAACAGAUGCAGUUGUUGCUGCCUAUAUUCUAAAUGCCACACUCAUUGUUCCAAAGUUGGAUCAGCAAUCUUUCUGGAAGGAUACCAGCAACUUUUCUGAAAUCUUUGAUGUAGAUUGGUUCAUAUCUUAUCUUUCAAAAGAUGUUAAAAUCAUCAAACAGCUCCCGACAAAGGGAGGGAAGCUUAUGAAUCCAUAUAGAAUGCGUGUUCCAAGGAAGUGCAGUCCAAGCUGCUAUCAGACCCGAGUUUUACCUGCUUUUAAUAAAAAUCAUGCUGUCCAGCUUGGUAAGUUUGAUUACAGGCUUUCCAAUCUGUUGGAUGGAGACCUACAGAAGCUAAGAUGUAGGGUCAAUUACCACGCCCUGAAGUUUACAGAUCCUAUUCUUGAAAUGGGAGCAAAACUGGUUCAAAGGAUGAGGAUGAAAAGCAAUCAUUUUAUUGCCCUGCACUUGAGGUUUGAAGCUGAUAUGCUUGCAUUCUCUGGAUGUGAUUAUGGUGGAGGAGAAAGUGAAUUGACAGAACUAGGUGCAAUACGGAAGAGAUGGAAAAGCUUACAUAAAAGGAACCCCGACAGGGAACGAAGGCAAGGCAGAUGUCCACUGACUCCUGAGGAAGUCGGUCUCAUGCUAAGAGCUCUAGGUUUUGGCGAGGAUGUUCACAUUUAUGUGGCAUCUGGUGACGUAUAUAGAAGCAAAGAGACGUUGGCACCUCUCAAAGCCCUGUUCCCAAAUUUUCAUUCAAAAGAGACUAUUGCUAGCCAGGAAGAGUUGGCUCCAUUUUCAUCUUUUUUGUCUCGUAUGGCUGCUCUAGACUUCAUUGUUUGUGAUGAGAGUGAUGUUUUUAUCACGAACAACAAUGGUAACAUGGCUAAAAUACUAGCUGGAAGAAGAAGAUACUUUGGGCAUAAACGGACUAUCCGUCCAAAUGCAAAAAAGCUCUAUCGACUGUUCGGGGACCGACAUAACAUGACAUGGGAAAAUUUUGCCUCAGCCGUUAGAACUCAUCAGAUUGGUUUCAUGGGAGAGCCAAAUGAGGUAAGGCCAGGCAGGGGUGUGUUCCAUGAGAACCCAUCAUCCUGCAUAUGUGAAAAAUCGGGGGCCAAGGCAAGGGGCGAUGUAGCUUCUGAAAGUCAGGCCAUUAGCAGCAGUCAUGAAUCCGAUGGACUAGUCACCGAGGAUGAGCCGGAAUUAUCUGAUGCUGAUGAUGCAGAGGUUGAAAAUGAACUUGAAGGGAGAAAGUUGGCCAAUAGAACAGAUUCGGAGUCUGUUCUGGUUAUUAAAGCUGAGCAACCAGAGCUGGAAGAGAUGUUCUCAGACUGAAUGACCAUUUAGAUUUCCUCCUGAGGAAUGGUUAUACAUACUUACAUGCUGCUGCAGAAGCAGCAAUUAGUAGAGAAAGUACAACCUUGUAUAUAAGUGGGCAGGGGCAGCUCAUGGCAAGAUAUGAACUGCACCUAUCAUAACAUUCUGGAAGAGGCACAGACAAGCCGCAAGACAUGGAAGAUGUCAUGUUUGCCGUAAGUCUCUGCGAAGAAUAGGCAUUUGGAAGGACAGUGGGGCUAUUAAUUUAUUUAUGGUGUAUAUAUGGUAUGGUUCUUAAUUACUUUCGUCAUCUGUUCUUAAAAGGUAUAAUGUAAACAUUAAUCAAAGGGCGCACUUCUGGUAGAAAUCAAAUGUAGAGACCGGAAUUUAGUGUGAUGAUUUUCUGUCGAUUUUUUAUUUAGUUUUGGUAAUUUGAGGGGAUUGAUGAUGCAUCAUGGUUCAUGUAUGGAUUCAUUUGGAAUUGUUACUGAUU